AUGGAACAGGGAGAAAAGAAGAGGAGUGUUUGGAAAGUAGCUAUUGGCAGUGCCUGUAUACCUUUGGAGGACCACGAGCAAAGUUCAGAGACUCCUCAAGAUGAUCCUCCCGGACCUCUUGCUACCAACGUUGUAGAGUUGUCCUCAUUGCUGAGGCAAGAAGUUAAGCCACCGCUGGUUCACGAUGAUAGUCAACCUCAAAUUUUUGAAGACACUUCUCGACGUCCUGAUAUCUAUGCAUCAAUAGGGAGAAGUGCAAGUGGUUCUCCUGUCUGCAACUACUGCGAGUUGAUUCAAUUUCAAAACAGAGGCGACUCGAGAACAUUCCUGCCUGCAACAGCAAAACGAGGAGUUUCUCAACAUCCUGAUACCAGUUCACGAGGAACGAGUUGCGCUAGUGUAGUGCCACUGUUAUCAGCAUCGACUCCCUGGCUUGACGGUAAUUCGCCUUCGCGUCAUGCUGGGUUUGAAGGGGGCCUUGGCGUUGGGGAUCUGCGUUCAUUGACAACGCGUUCGAUGAC
Molecule: messenger RNA, 521 nt
Organism: Amoebophrya sp. A25
Lineage: Eukaryota; Dinophyceae; Syndiniales; Amoebophryaceae
Source: the annotation of a GenBank genome assembly